Molecule: messenger RNA, 2322 nt
Organism: Gracilinanus agilis (Agile Gracile Mouse Opossum)
Lineage: Eukaryota; Metazoa; Chordata; Mammalia; Didelphimorphia; Didelphidae
Gene: FEM1C
Product: fem-1 homolog C
Exons: 2
Coding region: 1-1854 (617 amino acids)
Molecular function (GO): protein binding
Source: RefSeq, a predicted model, not a curated record
AUGGAUCUAAAGACGGCAGUGUUUAAUGCAGCUAGGGAUGGCAAGCUGCGCCUUCUUGCCAAGUUGUUGGCAAGCAAAUCAAAAGAGGAAGUGGCCUUGUUGAUCUCAGAAAAAACAAAUGGUGCCACUCCACUUUUGAUGGCAGCCCGAUAUGGGCACCUUGACAUGGUGGAAUACCUUCUGGAGCAGUGCAGUGCCUCCAUAGAGAUUGGAGGGUCUGUGAAUUUUGAUGGUGAGACCAUUGAGGGGGCUCCACCUUUAUGGGCAGCUUCUGCAGCAGGACAUUUGAAGGUAGUCCAGUCUUUGUUAGACCAUGGAGCAUCUGUCAACAAUACAACUUUGACUAAUUCAACUCCUCUUAGGGCUGCCUGUUUUGAUGGUCAUCUGGAAAUAGUAAAAUACCUUGUGGAACACAAAGCUGAUUUGGAAGUUUCAAAUCGUCAUGGACAUACAUGCUUAAUGAUUUCAUGUUACAAAGGACAUAAAGAAAUAGCUCAAUAUUUACUUGAAAAGGGGGCCGAUGUUAAUAGAAAAAGUGUUAAAGGAAACACUGCACUGCAUGAUUGCGCAGAAUCUGGAAGUUUGGACAUCAUGAAAAUGCUUCUUAAGUAUAGUGCCAAGAUGGAAAAAGAUGGCUAUGGAAUGACUCCCCUUCUAUCAGCAAGUGUGACAGGUCACACAAAUAUUGUGGAUUUUCUGACACAACAUGCACAGACUAGCAAGACAGAACGCAUUAAUGCCUUAGAACUUUUGGGAGCUACAUUUGUAGACAAAAAAAGAGAUCUACUUGGGGCUUUGAAAUAUUGGAAAAGAGCAAUGGACAUGAGGUACAGUGACAGGACUAAUAUCAUCAGCAAACCUGUACCACAAACAUUAAUAAUGGCUUAUGACUAUGCCAAGGAGGUGAACAGUGCAGAAGAACUAGAAAACCUUAUUGCUGAUCCUGAUGAGAUGAGAAUGCAAGCUCUGUUAAUUAGAGAACGUAUUCUUGGUCCUUCUCACCCAGACACAUCUUAUUAUAUUAGAUACAGAGGUGCUGUCUAUGCAGACUCUGGAAAUUUCAAAAGAUGCAUCAAUCUAUGGAAAUAUGCUUUGGAUAUGCAGCAGAACAAUUUGGACCCCUUGAGCCCAAUGACUGCUAGUAGUUUGUUGUCUUUUGCAGAGCUGUUCUCUUUUAUGCUGCAGGAUAGGGCAAAAGGCUUAUUGGGAACUACCGUUACAUUUGAUGAUCUCAUGGGUAUACUGUGCAAAAGUGUCCUUGAGAUAGAUAGAGCUAUCAAACAAACUCAGUGUCCACCUGACCAAAUACAGUUGAAUAAAGCCCUUUCCAUAAUUUUGCACUUAGUUUGUUUGUUAGAAAAAGUUCCUUGUACCCCAGAACAGGAUCAUUUUAAGAAGCAGACUAUAUAUAAGUUUCUUAAGCUGCACCCUAGAGGAAAGAAUAACUUUAGCCCUCUUCAUCUGGCUGUGGACAAGAAUACCACAUGUGUAGGUCGAUACCCUGUUUGUAAAUUCCCCUCUCUGCAAGUUACUGCAGUACUGGUGGAAUGUGGUGCUGAUGUGAAUGUCAGAGACUCUGAUGACAACAGUCCCUUGCACAUUGCUGCACUUAACAACCAUCCAGACAUCAUGAACCUCCUUAUCAAGUCAGGUUCACAUUUUGAUGCCACAAACUCUCAUAAACAAACUGCUAGUGACUUGUUGGAUGAGAAGGAGAUAGCUAAAAAUUUGAUCCAGCCCAUAAAUCAUACAACAUUGCAGUGUCUUGCUGCUCGUGUCAUAGUGAAUCAUAGCAUAUAUUACAAAGGGCAUAUCCCAGAAAAGCUGGAGAACUUUGUUUUACUUCAUAGAUGAUAAUUUGACUGAAUUCUUCAUACUGUUGAAGCACGAUUUGGAAACAGUUGUUUCAUAUUUGAGCACUGUUGUGAUAACACCAGCAUUCAUAUAACUUGAUAACAUUGUGCUUUUGUUGACUAAAGCAUUAUGAGCAUCAGAUUUGCAGAAUUGGUUGCCCCAUAUUUAAUAUAAAUAUGCCAUAUAUUGUUUUGUGGAUUAUUGAUAAAUGUAAUGCCAUAUUCAAACUCCUAAAAUUGUCUGCCAAAGCCCUGUCUGUCUUGUUUUAUUUGCCUGUUGUGGGUGUUUGGGAUUGAAUUACUAUUUUUCAUUGGUCUAUUUAUUCAAUUCUUGGUUUGUGGGUAUUAAGCAACUGAAAGUCUUUUUUUUUUUUUUUGGGCCCCUUUUCCUGUCCUUUUCUUCCUAGCCAGGCCUGCCUGCUCCUUACUCCCUUCCUACUUCAUACCUUCCAUCUCAUCACUUCCUUCU